GAGGGGCUGGUGUGCCAUGCCAAGCCUCGCUCAAGUGUGUGCUGAUGCUGGCAGUGUGAAGUGUGAAGCUUUGGAUGCUGGUGCUGCCUCCUCAGCCCCUGAAGUUCCAAUUGUGUAUGUCAAGGAGGAGUUAGUGGAAGCCAUGGAGCCAGUUCAUGUGAAGGAAGAGUUAGUGGAAGCCAUGGAGCCAGUUCAUGUGAAGGAGGAGUUAGUGGAAGCCAUGGAGCCAGUUCAUGGGAAGGAGGACUCAUUCAAUUGUGACGAAGAGGUACACGUGAAGUGUGAAGCUUUAGAUGCUGGAAAUGCCCCCUCAGCUCCUGAAGUUCCAAUUGGGAACAUCAAAGAGGAGCUGUUGGAUGCAAUGGAGAUUAUAAGCGUAAAGGAAGAACCAUUCAAUUAUGAUGAAAAG
Molecule: messenger RNA, 409 nt
Organism: Hyalella azteca
Lineage: Eukaryota; Metazoa; Arthropoda; Malacostraca; Amphipoda; Hyalellidae
Exons: 3
Source: RefSeq, a predicted model, not a curated record